AUGUACAAGAAAAAAAAAAUCGUUGAUAUUAGCCUUCAGCUUAAUACAGCCCGUUUAGCGACAAUCGAACAAAACAGGAAAAUAUUAUCGUCUAUUGUUGAAACAAUCAUUUUAAUUGGAAGGCAAGAAAUUGCCUUAAGAGGUCAUCAUGAUUCAGGUCCAAUAUUAUCGAAAGUUUCAAACCAUAAUGACGGAAACUUCCGUGCGUUGUUGCGUUUUCGUGUAGAUUCAGGAGACAAUACUUUAAAUGAUCAUCUAUUACGAAUAGAAGCAAUGCCAUCAAAUCGUUCUACUAGUUACACCAGUCCAAAAAUUCAAAACGAAUUAAUAGAAAUAUGUGGAAAAGUAAUUUUAAAUAAAAUUGUCUCAAAAUGUAACGAAGCAGAAUGUUUUAGUUUACUAGCUGACGAAACUACUGAUAUCAGCGGCAUUGAACAGUUGUCGUUAUGUGUUCGUUACAUUGAAAAAACUAACAGCGGAAGUAUUUUAAAAGAGGAUUUUCUAUCUUUUGUUCCUGUAAAUGAUGUUACCGGAAAAGGACUUAUGUGUACUUUAUUGGAAACAUGUCAAAAUUUAAAGUUGAAUCUAAAAUAUUUAGUAGGCCAAGGAUACGACGGAGCGGCAGCAAUGAGUGGAGAAUUUCAAGGGUGUGCUGCCAAAGUUAUGGAAAAAUAUCCUCAGGCAUUGUAUGUACAUUGUGCUAGUCACUCAUUAAAUUUAGUUGUGAGUGACGCAUGCAACAUUCCUAUUAUCAGGAACAGUCUUGGAUCGAUAAAAGAGACCAUAAAGUUUUUCCGUAUAUCGGCACAACGACAAAGCAUAUUAAAGGAUGUAAUCCACCAAUUAGAGUGUGAAACAAAAAAGCGACGACUAAUGAAGCUUUGUGAAACCAGAUGGAUCGAACGGCUUGACGCUGUAAUUACAUUCAAGGAACUUUUUGUGCCAAUCUUUUUUGCAUUAGAAAAAAUACAAAUGGAUGGUAACAGAGAAGCAUCAAAAAAAGCGUUCACAUUACAACAAGCUCUCAAAAAUGGAAAUUUUAUUCUUGCAAUGGUCGUGAUCCAAGAAAUUUUUUCAAUGGCUCACCCACUAUCAAUCUAUCUACAAAAAGUAAAUGUUGACUUAGCCUCUGCAAUGGAGACUGCUAAUAAUUUAAGUACACUAAUAAAGGAAAUGCGUAGCAAUGUAGAGUCGAAAUUUCAUGAUUUAUUUGGCACAGCUGAACACCUUGCUAAGGAAAUCGGAGAAGAUAUAAAAAUUCCAAGGGUUACACAUUUUCAACAACAUAGAGCAAAUUAUGAGUUAACUUCAGCAGAAAAUUAUUAUCGGGUAUCUAUAUUCAUCCCGUUUAUUGACCAUUUCAUUUCGCAGUUAGAAAUUAGAUUUACCAAACACAAAAAUACACUAUCAAUUAUUCAGAACUUUAUACCAAACAAAUUAAUAAAAUUAUCCGAAAAUGAAAUUGAGACAAGUACGGAAGUGAUGUCAAAACAGUGGCCAGUUGUAAUAAGCUCAUGUGACAAUAUUGUGAACAAAGAAGUUCUAUUGUGGAAACAAAGAUGGAUAGCCGCUGCAGAAGAUAAACUCCCUUGUACUUUUAUAGAUGCCAUAAAUUGUUGUGAUGAGUUACUGUUUCCUAAAGUAUACCAAUAUUUAAAAAUUGGCGCUACGUUGCCUGUCACAGUUGCUAGCGUAGAACGGAGCUUUUCAACGUUAAAACGUUUGAAAUCAUACUUGAGGAAUUCCACGGGGGAAAAUCGUCUAAAUGGAUUGGCUCAUCUAAGUAUUCACAGAGAAAUACCAAUAAAAAGUAGUGAAGUGGAAGCAGUUCCAAGCUUCGUUCUUACAAAAAGAACUCGUUCCAGGAAUCCGUUCCUUUUGGAACGAGUUCCUUCUCAACACUGA
Molecule: messenger RNA, 1905 nt
Organism: Acyrthosiphon pisum (pea aphid)
Lineage: Eukaryota; Metazoa; Arthropoda; Insecta; Hemiptera; Aphididae
Product: 52 kDa repressor of the inhibitor of the protein kinase-like
Exons: 2
Coding region: 1-1905 (634 amino acids)
Molecular function (GO): protein dimerization activity
Source: RefSeq, a predicted model, not a curated record